UCGCGUUUUCUUUUACAUUUAAACUAAACACUUCUCCUGUAAACAGAUAUAUUUUACAGGCGUAUUAAUAAGACGGAAGCCGCUGCUAAGGGGCUAACGUUAGCUUUUAUCCUCUGUGAACGAAUGAAAACCAGAGGCGAUGAGCGGUGAAGGUUCCGGGUGACACGCGGGGGGACAAACACACCGGAGCACGAAAACACAGGAGUGGGUUUGCCGGUUUGCUACACUUUCACCGAGGUGCCCCUCUCCUAUGGAUUCACUCAACACUUUUGAAUCUGAGAUGGAGGCUGACGGUCAGGGCAACUACUCUCUGUUUCCCGCGCUGGACAGCAUCGCGAGUCUAUCCGGGACCGCCGAGACUCUGGAGAGCGAACCCCCGAGUGAAAUCGCUGAGAAGCCGAACCUCACGUGGCUCGACGCUGCACAGAUUGUAUUGGAAGAAGCUGGACGUCCCAUGCACAUAAAGGAGAUUAAACAGAGGAUCAUCGACAGGGGACUCGUUCAAUCCAACGCCAAAUCCAGCCUGGAGGCGGUCAUGUACCGCGAGACACAAAAAGGCAGCAGGAGAUUCAAGAGGAUUGAGAACAGAAACGGAGUCUUUGCACUGCUGACGGGUGAGGAGAGGCAGCAGGCCCUGCAGGCCUUCACCGCCCAGUCCUUCCUCGGCUCGCCGCAGCACAACACCUCCUCCAGCUCUGGCUCGGGGGCCUCGGGGAACGCCUUCCCCUCCCCCACCAGUCCUACGGAGCGCAGGGCCAAGACGAAGAGAGGCCCGCGGCAAAAGCAAAACGAAAAGUACCAACUCAAGUACCUCAGACUGCGCAAAGCGGCCCGCGCCAUGAUAUUUGAGAAUGCAGCCCUCCGCGAUGAAGUCGCCCACUUGGAAGAGAAGUUUCUGAGAGCUAAGGAGGAGCGGAGGUUCUUGCUGAAGUCCUUGCUGCAGUACCAGUCGUUUUCGGAGGGGGAGCUACUGCCCACACCGAGCUCCAGCUCUCACCCGCCGCCGGGCGCGUCGACCUCAGGCGCCGCGGGGGCUUCAGGCCCGUCCGGGGGCCACAACCCGGCGUCGGUGGUGUCAACAGGGGAAGACGGACCUCUUAAAAAACCCAAGAAGGAAAGGAAAGAGCGAGGCCGGGAAAAUGGGAAGGAGGAAUUUCCAAAGAGGAUGUCCAAGAAGAGGAAGCUGGCCGACGGGACUCGCAAACUGGUGCAGCCCAUCGCUCUGGACUCGUCUGGUCGACCCGUCUUUCCCAUUGUUCUGGGCGGCUUAACAGUCUACAGCCUGGGAGAGAUCGUCACGGACAGGAUGCUGUUCCACGACGAGUGCGCCAUUUACCCGGCGGGCUUCUGCAGCACUCGAGUCUUCGCCGGCAUGAAGAGCCCCGACCAGCAGUGCCUGUACACCUGCCAAAUCAAGGAUGUGGGAGCCGGUCCGCAGUUUGAGAUCGUCCCCGAAGAAGAUCCUCAGAAUGCCAUCGUGGCGUCGUCGGCCCUGACGUGCCACUCCAAUCUACUGAAGGCCAUCGCCUCCGUCAGUCCCAAGUGCGUAUCUCCUAUCACGCCAUCGGGGGCAGACUUCUUCGGCUUCUCGCACCCCACCAUCCAGAACCUCAUCCAGAGUUGCCCUGGAGCGCGUAAAUGUAGCAACUACCGGUGGAUCCGCUUUGAGGUGUGUCGCUCAGGCGAGGGCCAGUUUCCCAGCAGCCUGUCGGAGGACGACGCCUCGGUCAACUUCGAGGCCUAUCAGAGACAUCGGGGCUUUGAUGAGAACAUCAAGACGGAGCACAUGACAGGGCCGGCACCGCAGUCCCCGAGGACUUCUCAUCAGCACCACCUGACCUCCCCCGCCAUGAAGCCCUCCACCUCGUAUUUCAGCUCGUGAUCCUCAGAGGGAAUCCACCGGUGGCUCCAGACAGCUUUACUGGGGAUGUGUGAAGGAAUAGCUGAUGCUAAUGAACCAUGUGCUGGAUAUUUGAAAUCGAGUCUCAGUUAACGUCAAACAUGGAGAUGAAAUAAGUAUGAGUUUUGGUAAAUUAAAUGUGGUUGUGUUGGUAACAUUCUUUAAGUUGCAUACGUUUUUUUUUUAGAGAAAUGCUUUUUAUUAAUAACUUCUAUUUAAUAAACUUAGCUUCGACUUGCCAGUUGACGCUUUGGCCAUGAAUGUAACACACACACA
This is a messenger RNA of Pungitius pungitius (ninespine stickleback), 2176 nucleotides long. It is a transcript of the gene fyrd1, whose product is annotated as transforming growth factor beta regulator 1. The coding region runs from base 251 to 1882 and encodes 543 amino acids. Gene Ontology annotation, biological process: regulation of DNA-templated transcription; regulation of cell cycle. Gene Ontology annotation, cellular component: nucleus. NCBI's taxonomy places the organism in Eukaryota, Metazoa, Chordata, Actinopteri, Perciformes, Gasterosteidae. The transcript has 15 exons. The record is from RefSeq and is a predicted model, not a curated record.